UAACUGCUAGAAGUCUCUCACACACUCCAACCCAUUAUGCACUUCACUUCUGCUCUUUAUCUUCUCUCGACUCAACACUACUUACUAAAUCUUCACCAAAUCUAGACUUCCAAACGCAACAGUAGACCAAAUUAUGAAGUGGGGUGGAAAAAAACCUUCUCCUUCUCCUUCUUCCUCUUCUAGGCCUUCUUUUGCAUCUCAUGUGUCUCCUUUUUCAUGGCUUUCCAAGUUCAAGCAUAUGAGAAUAAACUCAGACCCAAAACCUGCCGCACUGAAGCAAAAUGCAAAGCAGAAUUCAACUCCAUCAGAUACCUCGCCCCAUUAUGCUUGUGGGAAUAAUAGAGGCAGGUUUUAUGGAGGGGAUGAUGAGGCUUUCUGGAGACUCUCAUUUGGUGAAGAGGGUAAUGAGCAUAGAAAAAGUGAUGAUAUUCUGAAGCCGGUAAAGUACAAAUUGGAUGCUGAACAUGUCAUUCCAUCCUCGAGUUUCCCCGGUGGAUUGAAUAAUGCUAAAAGACAAGGUAGAAGAGAAGUCACUCAGAAGUUGAAGCAGAAGGACACUGAACUGAGAGAAGAAACAACAUUGCUGAAUGAAGCUGCAAGGAGUGUAAAAGAACUCGAAUCCUUGAGGAGGCGAUAUGAGAGGAAAGCACAAAGAGUUUUGCAAGAGCAGCUCUUGAAAUUGGAAAAGGCAGAAGAGGAAUCUCAGUUUGCAUCAAGUCCGUUCUUAGAAAAUGAUGUGCAGCAAUAUGAGUCACCCAGAACAAUUUGCACACCAAGGAAGCAUUUGUUUGUCGAUUCAAAGAGUUCUGGCCUUGGGUAUCUAAGAGAAGCCCGAGUAAGUAGUCCCCAAUUGGAUUCUGAGUUGCAUAAUUUGAAACAAACUGAGGAGUUGAAAUUGAAAGCAAAGAGUAACCAACAAAUGCAAUCGCUUCAUGUGAGCAGAGAAAACCAGAGGAGGAAACCAAAGCACAACUCCAAGGUUAGAGUACAUUCUCCAAGAAUGGGUUCCAAAGUUGAAGUCCGAAAAAUAAAGGCAAUAGAAGAGAAGAAGAAAGCAAAACUGAAGAUGAAAAAAGAAGAGGAAAUUGUGGAGGAAACAGAAGGGUUAGAUAGCUUUGCGGUGGUGAAAUGUUCUUUGGAUCCACAGAAGGAUUUCAGAGAUUCAAUGAUUGAGAUGAUCACAGAGAAACAGAUCAGCCAGCCAGAAGAAAUGCAAGAUCUGCUAGCAUGUUAUCUGACUUUGAAUUCUAAUGAGUACCAUGAUCUCAUCAUCCAAGUGUUCAAACAAGUAUGGUUGUGCAUGAGCCGAGCCAGUUCGGGUAUUCAAUCACACAAGCAAUGCUGUUGUUGUGAUUAACAACAAAAUGUUUAGCCUGUAGGAAAGAUUGGCAGAAUUGUGAAUAGUUACCCUUGUCCUAGUUAUGCUCUAAGUUUACUUGAAUUUCUAUA
Vigna umbellata (rice bean) is the source of this 1449-nucleotide messenger RNA. RefSeq lists its product as uncharacterized. The record is from RefSeq and is a predicted model, not a curated record. NCBI's taxonomy places the organism in Eukaryota, Viridiplantae, Streptophyta, Magnoliopsida, Fabales, Fabaceae. Gene Ontology annotation, biological process: negative regulation of DNA-templated transcription.